This is a messenger RNA of Lotus japonicus, 1204 nucleotides long. RefSeq lists its product as uncharacterized. Bases 234 to 911 code for a protein of 225 amino acids. The record is from RefSeq and is a predicted model, not a curated record. NCBI's taxonomy places the organism in Eukaryota, Viridiplantae, Streptophyta, Magnoliopsida, Fabales, Fabaceae. The transcript is spliced from 2 exons.
UUCUUUGUUGACCAAGGAGCCAAAAUCCACAACCACCUACACACCCAUGUCACUGUCUCACACCCACCAUUUCCCGUGUGAUCGUUGCACUUUUGGUCGUUUUUGAAGACUACCCACAACAUCAAAUUGCUCGUUAUUUUCACCAACAAAGAUAAAUAACUACUUUGCUUUCUCUUCAAUUCGCCACAUUGGUGAAUAACCAAACCCAAAUUGGGAUAGUGGUAGUGCUAAUUAUGGGGAAUAGCUUUGGCUCAAAGAAGACCACAAAGGUCAUGAAAAUUGAUGGGGAAUCCUUCAAGCUAAAGACACCAGUGAAAGCUGGUGAUGUCCUUAAAGACCACCCUGGUCUUGUUUUGUUAGAAUCUGAGGCAGUGAAGCACUAUGGGACCAGGGCAAAGCCAUUGGAAGUGCACGAAGAGUUGGAGCCAAAGAGGCUCUAUUUUCUUGUGGAGCUUCCAAAGGAGAAAGUUCCAAGAAGGGUUCGUUCUAGCAUCAACAUGAGUGCCAAGGACAGGCUUGAAAGUCUAGUCCUGUCUCGGAGGUCUGUUUCUGACCUUACAAUCAUGAAGGCGAAGCAGAGCGAAAUGCAGGGUGGUGGUGGUGGCGGCAGUGUGGUGGUGCAGGGCGGGGAGGGGUCGCAGAGUGGCGGUGCGGUGAGGUUGAAACUGAGGCUUCCAAAGGCGGAGGUGGAGAAGCUGAUCAAAAGUAGCAGAAAUGAGGCUGAGGCUGCUGAGAGGAUUAUGAGUUUUUGCAUGGCCAACAAUGGCAGCAAAUGGGAAAGUGUGAAAAAUGGAGAUAUGAUGAAGGUGCUGAGCAUAGGCAGAGUUGGUGAAUGUAAAAAAGCAUAUCAGAAAAAGGUGAGCUUUAUGCCAAUCAGUGAAGGUGGGAGUCCCAUAGCUGUGGGUUUUUAACCAGACACUUCACAUUAAGCUUGAAGCUAUAAAAUGAAGCCUCAAGGGUGCAGCUAGAUGUUUAGUUUAAUGGGUGAUUGUAUUGCUUAGUUACUAUAUUAAGAACUACAAGCUGUUACAAUAAUUAUAUGGGUGCUUUGCAUAUUAUUUAGUUUCAUAGAAAAGAAAUCAGCAAAAUGAUGAAGUGAAUUUAUGCAGGCACCUAUAUGUUUGUGAAUAAUUUUCUUCAUAUAUAGUUCAAUAACACUACUCAUCACAUCAAAUAACAUACAUUUCUUUUUUAGGUUCUUUUA